AUGGUGGCAGGUCGAGGUGUGGUGGUGGCAGGUCGAGGUGUGGUGGUGGCAGGUCGAGGUGUGGUGGGGACAGGUCGAGGUAUGGAAAAGGCAGGUCGCGGUAUGGUGGUGGCAGGUCGAGGUGUGGUGGUGGCAGGUCGCGGUUUGAUGGUGGCAGGUCGAGGUGUGGUGGUGGCAGGUCGAGGUGUGGUGGUGGCAGGUCGAGGUGUGGGAAUAGCAGGUCGAGGUGUGGUGGUGGCAGGUCGAGGAGUGGUGGUAGCAGGUCGAGGUGUGGGAAUAGCAGGUCGAGGAGUGGUGGUAGCAGGUCGAGGUGUGGGAAUAGCAGGUCGAGGUGUGGUGGUGGCUGGUCAAGGUGUGUGA
This is a messenger RNA of Procambarus clarkii (red swamp crayfish), 360 nucleotides long. Its product is annotated as isoniazid-induced protein IniB-like. NCBI's taxonomy places the organism in Eukaryota, Metazoa, Arthropoda, Malacostraca, Decapoda, Cambaridae. The record is from RefSeq and is a predicted model, not a curated record.